Molecule: messenger RNA, 1577 nt
Organism: Aplysia californica (California sea hare)
Lineage: Eukaryota; Metazoa; Mollusca; Gastropoda; Aplysiida; Aplysiidae
Product: protein turtle homolog B
Biological process (GO): cell-cell adhesion
Molecular function (GO): protein binding
Source: RefSeq, a predicted model, not a curated record
ACACGACGCCCCACGCCCCGUACAAUGUGACAGUCCUCCCCGGUCACUUCAACGUGACCAUACGGUGGGAGCCGGCAUAUGACGGGGGCACACCCCAACAUUAUCUGCUCUGGUUCCGAGAGAGCUCCCCGAUCCCCAUGAGUUGGGUGACCAUGUCCAUCCCCAGCUCGGCCACGCGUAGUUUCAAGCUGUUCAGCCUGCAGCCGGCCACAGAGUAUGAGUUCAAGAUCCUGUCCCGGAACCAGCUGGGCAACGGCUCCUUCAGCGAUGUCGUCAUUCAGAGCACUCUGGGUCCCCAGCCGUCUGCCCCGCUCAACCUGUCUGCCAGGGUCAAGGACGGAGACAUUCUCCUCGCCUGGAUCGUCCCUCUCAGCUCGCCCGUGCCCAUCUUCUCGUACCGCAUCGAGUACUCCCUGAACGGAGGCACGGUCAUCGAGCACGCUCCACUGAUCCAGGGCGGAGACACAAGGGAGACCAGCAUGACCGGCAUGCCCAGCGGGACCUACGACAUCCGCCUCAGGUCGUACGGGGUCAUGGCGUACAGCCGAGUCAGCAAUAUUGUUCGGGUGGUCAUUGCUGAGGAUGGGGGCGGCAGUAGUCCGUCAGGAAAAGCUGGUGCCUCCUCCUCCUCUUCUGACGGCCCUAUCCUGCCCGAGGCCCUGGUGGGCGGUAUUGUGGGCGGGGUCCUGUUUCUGCUGGUCUCUGUGCUGCUGGCUCUCGUCGCCAUCUUCCACAGCCGCAGGAAGGGACGGUGUACCAAGGACAAGAAAUACAAUGACGUGAACUACGGCAAGCCGGACGAGGUUAAUGGACGACAACAUGAACCUGCGGCAAAACGGGACCGCUGGCAACAGAAUGGAGGAGGAGGAGACCUUGUGACCUCGCUAAACAACACCGACAGCAUCUUCUUCCUGCCGCAGACCCGAACCCUCGACCAAUCAUCCGACAUGCGUGCCUCGCUCUUGUCUUCUCAAGCCUGGGACCAAGGGAGGGGAGGGGGGAGGAGGGUGGAUGGGGGCGGCGGUGGUUACUUCUUCGACGACGACGAUCGCGACCUUGGUGGUCGACAGGUGCCUUUGACUAAUAAUGAGACGACAACAACGACGGCUGAUUUUGUGACCUUGACAGACGGUUCUUCUCGGCCCGGGUCAUCGGGGGUCGUCAGACUGAGAGCGCCGGGUCAUGGUCGUCGCCAUGGCAACAGCGACAGUAACGACGACGGCGAGGAUGAUUAUGUUGACGACAACAACGCCAGGAAUCUGACGUGGCCCGAGCGGUACUACGGCCCACAUGGCCAGCCCGCCGCCGCUGCCGCGACGAUGCUGUCCCGAUCGCUUCCCCUGGAUCGGAUGUACUACGAUCCUCACGGCAGAUUCCUCGACCAUGACCCUCGACGGAGCCUCUACGGCGAACAGCCGCCGGCCUUCUAUUCCCCCACGUCCCCCCCUCACCCCGGGCCCAGAGGGGGACACCACCAACUACCCCACCACCAGCACCCCCAGCAUCACCACCCCCCAUUGUUGAAGUCUCGCUCCUUCCCAUCUCACCCCUCCACAGACAACGACGACGAAGAUGAC